CCAACUCGCCGCUCCAUCUGCACCACUUGCUAGGUCGACAGAUCUUGCAGUCUUCUGCAGUGUUGAGCUCCCACUAGCAGCUUCGCCUCUCGAUCCAUUCCGACUAGCUACUUAGCAUGGCGCGUUGCGGCGUCGACGUGACGCUGCUCUUGGUGGCACUCUAUGCGCUGCUGCCGGCAAUCACCGUUGCCAAUAUCCAGGAAGGCUUCUAUAAGAGCAACACCAACUGCAGCGUCGACGUCGAGGCCACCGUGGCGAGCGUCGUCCAGCAAUACGUCUCCGCCGACCGCGGCGUCGGCGCGGGGCUCAUCCGACUCCACUUCCACGACUGCUUCGUCAAGGGCUGCGAUGCUUCGGUGCUCAUUGAUCCGAGCCCCGUCAACCCGGACCCCGAGAAGGGGUCGCCGUCGAACGGCGGCCUCCGCGGGCUCGAGGUGAUCCAGGACGCCAAGCGGCGGCUCGAGGGCGCGUGCCCGGGGACCGUGUCCUGCGCCGAUAUCCUCGCCUUCGCCGCGCGCGACGCGUCCAACGUCCUGAGCGCCGGGGCGAUCAACUACGGCGUCCCCGCGGGCCGCCGAGACGGGCUCGCCUCCGCCGCGCCCGACGCCACCGGGAGCCUGCCCCCGCCAUUCGCGCGGCUCGACCGCCUCACAGAGCUCUUCGCCGCCAAGGGAUUCACGCAGGACGAGCUGACCAUGGACGCGGAGUACGGCGCCGGGCUGCAGCGGCAGUGCCCGACGGACGCCGGGGACGGCGUGGCGGUCGACCAGGACCAGGCCACGGCGGGCGACCUCGACAACCGGUACUACGGGAACGUGCUCGCCGGGAAGGUGCUCUUCGACUCGGACUGGGCGCUGAUCAGCGGCAACACGACGCGGCGGAUGGUGGAGGACAACGCCGCGGACCAGGCGCGGUGGGCGGCCAAGUUCAUCGACGCCAUGCGCAAGAUGGGCGCCCUGGACGUGCUCACCGGCGACCAGGGGGAGAUCAGGAGGUUCUGCAACGUCACCAACAGCGGCUGACUCGAGCCCGUCGGCACCGACAAAACAGUGUACCUAAAACGGAGACGUCAUCAACAACGUAGAUAAGGGUAGUUGCUACUGCAUUUUUUGGAGUCUGUUGCUCUCCAGCCACACAAGAAUACGUUUUUUCUUUGUUACGUACAGACGUACAGUCAAACUAUAUAAACAUCGACCGU
This is a messenger RNA of Panicum hallii, 1198 nucleotides long. Its product is annotated as peroxidase 5-like. The transcript has 3 exons. Gene Ontology annotation, biological process: hydrogen peroxide catabolic process; response to oxidative stress. NCBI's taxonomy places the organism in Eukaryota, Viridiplantae, Streptophyta, Magnoliopsida, Poales, Poaceae. The record is from RefSeq and is a predicted model, not a curated record. Gene Ontology annotation, cellular component: plasmodesma; plant-type cell wall. Gene Ontology annotation, molecular function: peroxidase activity; heme binding. The coding region runs from base 117 to 1022 and encodes 301 amino acids.